AUGGUCAAUCUGAUCCCAUUCUCGAGAGCGUUCGUCUUGGAAAUGGAUUCAAUGGAGGAAGAACAAUGUUUACAUCAAUGUGAAAGUUACAUUCAGAGUCAUAAUAUCCAGCUUUUAUUAAAAGAUUGCAUCGUUCAACUAUGUUUAAAUAAGCCUGAAAAUCCAAUAACAUUUUUACGGCAGUAUUUUCAAAAAUUGGAAAGGGAGCAAGUGAAGGCUGCUGCAGCAGCGGCUGCAACUUCAGAAGGUGAAGGUGAUGGUGAGCUCUCACCCCUACCACUACCCGGUGGCCAGUUGCCGCGCCGCCGUGGUGGGAUUAGUGCUGAACCUGUCACAGAAGAGGAUGCAACUAGCUAUGUUAAGAAGGUGGUGCCAAAGGAUUAUAAAACAAUGGGGGCACUAUCACGUGCAAUUGCAUCCAAUGUUCUGUUCACACAUCUUGAUGAGUCAGAGAGGGCCGACAUGUUUGACGCCAUGUUUCCUGUGCAAUGCUUACAGGGCGAGACUGUCAUACGCCAGGGGGAUGAAGGGGACAAUUUCUACAUUAUCGACUCGGGUGAAGUAGAGGUGCUAGUAAACGGGGAGCCAGUGACGACAAUCGGCGAGGGCGGCAGCUUUGGUGAGCUGGCGCUGAUAUACGGGACGCCUCGUGCCGCCACGGUGCGCGCCCGCACCCAGCUGAAGCUGUGGGGUCUGGACCGCGACUCCUAUCGGCGCAUCCUUAUGGGCUCCACCAUACGCAAACGCCGAAUGUACGACGAGUUCCUCUCCAGAGUCUCCAUUUUGGAGAGCCUAGAGAAAUGGGAGCGUUUGACGGUGGCAGAUGCGCUGGAGCCUGUUUCCUUUAACGACGGCGAAAUAAUUGUACGACAAGGAGAGCCUGGAAACGAUUUUUACAUCAUUGUUGAAGGCACGGCGGUGGUGCUCCAGCAGCGCGGCUCCUCCGAGGGCGGGGAGGGUGCGGAUGGCGGGGAGGGGGCGGCGGGCGGUGAGGCGGUGGAGGUGGGCCGCCUCGGGCCGUCCGACUACUUCGGCGAGAUCGCACUGCUGCUCGACCGCCCGCGGGCCGCCACCGUGCGCGCCCUCGGUCCGCUCAAGUGCGUCAAGCUGGACCGCGCAAGAUUCGAGAGAGUUUUGGGAUUGUGUGCUGACAUUUUGAAACGCAACAUUGCUCAAUACAACAGCUUCGUGUCGCUUUCCGUU
Molecule: messenger RNA, 1203 nt
Organism: Iphiclides podalirius (scarce swallowtail)
Lineage: Eukaryota; Metazoa; Arthropoda; Insecta; Lepidoptera; Papilionidae
Source: the annotation of a GenBank genome assembly